Messenger RNA from Phlebotomus papatasi, 2395 nucleotides. RefSeq names its product acetylcholine receptor subunit alpha-like 2 (gene nAChRalpha2). The record is from RefSeq and is a predicted model, not a curated record. Lineage: Eukaryota; Metazoa; Arthropoda; Insecta; Diptera; Psychodidae. The coding region runs from base 339 to 2015 and encodes 558 amino acids. Gene Ontology annotation, molecular function: transmembrane signaling receptor activity; acetylcholine-gated monoatomic cation-selective channel activity. The transcript is spliced from 9 exons. Gene Ontology annotation, cellular component: neuron projection; synapse; postsynaptic membrane. Gene Ontology annotation, biological process: nervous system process; monoatomic ion transmembrane transport; signal transduction.
GCUCUUCACUGGUAAAAUAGUGCAAAGACAGACAGUUCGUAAAAGCUUUCUUACCAACGUCAAAUAAUCUAUUUCUCUAGUUAUUUCCAUUAUUUUACACACGUGCUAUAUCACUUAAAUUUGGGUGUAUCCUCCAAAGUCCAUUACUUCCAUUAGUUCACCAUGAAAGGCAGUGAUUGAAUCCUACUAAAAACGGUCUCCCAACUCUGCUCAAGCUCAUCCACAAUGAUUCAAUCAAUCGAAUAGUACACGAUAAGUGCUCAAAAAUUAUGAUAAAGUGAUCCCAAAGUCCAUUUAACAAUAUUCACUUUAAGAAAACAAAAAUACAGUAAAAGAUAAUGCUAAGACCGCUUGCACAAAUUUUGCUACUAUGCCUAAUUUAUCAGCUAUUCAGUUUAACUAGUGCUAAUCCCGAUGCUAAAAGAUUGUACGAUGACCUACUCAGUAACUACAACAGAUUAAUAAGACCCGUGAGCAACAAUAAUGACACCGUUCUGGUUAAACUAGGUCUAAGAUUGUCACAGCUCAUUGACUUGAAUCUGAAAGAUCAAAUUCUAACGACAAACGUGUGGUUGGAGCAUGAGUGGCAAGAUUACAAAUUUAUAUGGGAUCCAGCUGAAUAUGGUGGAGUAACUGAAUUGUACGUUCCCUCAGAACACAUCUGGCUUCCUGACAUCGUACUCUACAAUAAUGCCGACGGAGAAUAUGUUGUUACAACGAUGACUAAAGCAAUUCUUCAUUACACAGGAAAGGUGGUUUGGACACCACCGGCUAUUUUUAAAUCAUCGUGUGAAAUCGACGUUCGCUAUUUUCCAUUUGACCAACAGACGUGCUUCAUGAAAUUUGGCUCAUGGACAUAUGAUGGAUUUCAGAUUGAUUUGAAGCAUAAGGAUCAGAAGAAGGACAAAGGCAAUAAAGUGGAAAUUGGAAUUGAAUUACGAGAAUUCUAUCCUAGUGUCGAAUGGGACAUUCUGGGAGUUCCGGCUGAAAGGCACGAAGAGUACUAUCCUUGCUGCUCAGAGCCCUAUCCUGAUAUCUUCUUCAACAUUACACUCCGUCGAAAGACUCUGUUUUACACCGUCAAUCUGAUUAUACCCUGCGUUGGGAUUUCAUAUCUCAGUGUCCUGGUAUUCUAUCUUCCAGCAGAUUCUGGCGAAAAGAUUGCCCUCUGCAUCAGUAUUCUCCUGUCACAGACAAUGUUCUUCCUUUUGAUAUCGGAAAUCAUUCCAAGUACUUCACUAGCUCUUCCAUUGCUUGGAAAAUAUCUCCUAUUUACUAUGUUACUGGUCGGCCUAAGUGUUGUAAUAACAAUCAUCAUCCUCAAUAUUCACUAUCGCAAGCCUAGCACUCACAAAAUGGCUCCUUGGGUCCGGAGUUUCUUCAUCAAGCGUCUUCCAAAGUUACUUCUAAUGCGCGUACCGAAAGAUCUUCUCAGGGAUUUGGCAGCUCGUAAAAUCAACUAUGGAAAGAAUCUGAAGAAAUCAAAGUUUGGUGCUGCAUUAGUUGCUCAAGCGCAAAUCCAAUGCAAUUCUGGCGGUUCCAGUCCAGAUUCCAUUCGUCACAUGCAAGGAAGGACUGGUGGAUGCAAUGGUCUACACACCACAACAGCAACCAACAGAUUUAGUGGUUUGGUGGAGGCUUUAGGGGGCGGUUUGAGCAGCUUGGGUGGCUACAAUGGACUCCCAUCGGUGAUGUCUGGGUUGGAUGAUUCGAUGAGUGACGUUGAGAAUCACAAAAAGUACCCAUUUGAGCUGGAGAAGGCAAUUCACAAUGUGAUGUUCAUUCAGCAUCAUAUGCAGCGUCAGGACGAAUUCAAUGCGGAGGAUCAAGACUGGGGUUUCAUUGCAAUGGUGCUUGAUCGACUGUUCCUCUGGAUUUUCACAAUGGCCUCAAUUUUGGGUACAUUUGUGAUUCUGUGCGAAGCACCAGCUCUCUAUGAUACAACUGAGCCAAUUGAUAAGAAAUAUUCGAUAAUCGCACAGAAACUCUUCAAUCUCACCAUUAAAGAUAAAUAAAUCUUCGGACGCUUAACAAAGAAGAAAAAUAUUAUCCUUAAUAAUAGAAUAUUCGAGUUACCAAUACAAAUAAUCAAAGUAAAUCCAAGACUUAUUCAACAACCCUUAACACUGUAGUGAUAGAUUGUAAUUUUACAGACACCUUCCUCAAGUUUAACAAGUGUGAUUCAUACCUUAUUGCCAAAUGAUUAACAAAUCAGUGCCACUUUCAUUUUACUAACUGUUUAACAAAAAGACGUCUUCAAUUAGGAUAUUUUGUCCUAUUCCUAAUACGAUCCUACCCCGAAACAAAAAUUUAAGAAGGAGAAUGUUUAAAAAAAACGACCUUUGAUAACAAGUUGAACUUCUGUAUUAAUCGGAAUGAAUUUUAUGCAAUUAGA